AUGACCGUCCCUACUACCGUCCCCCAGCCUUCACUCCGCCGUGUUUCCGCCAAAGCUGGAGCGGAUGAAAUCAUCAAUAUCUUGCAGGAGGACGGUGUGGUCAUUAUCGAAAACUUCUGCGCUCCAGGCGUAAUUGACCAGCUAAACUAUGACUUGGAACCAUAUUUGGCUCGCGACAUCGACCUCAUCAAAAAUUUAGCAGACUUUCACGGCACGGGAUCCAAACGUGUCUGUAAUCUCCCCGCGAAAAGCAAGACAUUCCGCGAAGAUAUUCUAAACGACACUUUGGUGCAUGACAUCUGUCGAAAGCUUUACACUGAGCAGCAACUUGUUGACUACUGGUUGAGUAUGGGAGCAAUGCUGCAAAAUCUGCCUGGAGGAGAUAAACAGGCCUUGCAUCGGGAUCAAAUGUUGUUCCCUCUGUCAAAGGCGCUUGGGAAAGACGGACCCAUGGUCAUGAUAAACUUCUUCCUGGCGCUGGGCGAUGUCACCGCGGAGAAUGGUGGGACCCGUGUCAUCCCUGGCAGUCAUUUGUGGGCCUACAGUGACGAGGGCGAAGAUGGGAUGGCUGUGCCUGUAGAGAUGAAGGCCGGAGACGCGUUUCUCCUGGGUGGCAAGACGGUGCACGCCGCUGGACAGAAUGUAAGCCUGGAUUCUGUUCGUCGCCUCAUCAUCUUUGGGUUUCAGCCGGGGUACCUGACUCCUUUUGAAUCGUUUAUGGGGAUACCGCGCAACAUCGUUGAGACUAUGACGCCUCUUGCUCAGAGAAUGAUUGGUUGGGGAUCACCCAAAAUUCAGGGGUUGACUUUCUGGACAAUGGAUUCUAAAGACAUUGCCCUUUGGCGAGAGAGGGAAGGCGAAGGGCUUCAGCCCAAGCUCGAUCAGUAG
Molecule: messenger RNA, 888 nt
Organism: Penicillium arizonense
Lineage: Eukaryota; Fungi; Ascomycota; Eurotiomycetes; Eurotiales; Aspergillaceae
Product: phytanoyl-CoA dioxygenase family protein
Exons: 1
Coding region: 1-888 (295 amino acids)
Source: RefSeq, a predicted model, not a curated record